GCUAAGCGUCGAAGGACGCGUUACUUCAUAUACGAGGCGAAUACAUCAUCUUUGGCAUAUUUUCGCCGGGUAUGAAGUCAUUUCGUCACCUAUUUUGGGUGAUUCUGUCACUCGACGUGCCCUUGUCAUUUGUACACGAAUGCAGCGGGCUUGUUCGCGAUGUUGACUCAACUUUCCGAGUGAGGAAAAAGUUCCAUUGCAUGCAAAGUGCAGCGAUGUUUCUCAAUUCGGAGUGCAAACGCUCACAAUGUUGGCGUUGUUGUCUGAUCUGAGUUCGACUGGUCUGGUCUGCGGAGCUCGGCGAAGGCGCCAAGUUUUGACUGUCAUGGAGGAAGCAGGAUAAACAAGUUCCAGGCUCACGAUGGCUUCAGUAUUGGACGAUCCCUGCAUGGAAAGGGUGUUGAAGGGCCACACGGACGCUGUCACUUGUGCACAUUUCAGUCCCAACUCCAAACAACUGGCCACAGGCUCCGCGGACAAGAGUUUGAUGGUCUGGAAUCUGUCCCCCAAAGGGAGGUCUCUGCGCUUCGUCAACCAUCAGGACACCGUCACCGCGGUCCAGUUCUGUCCCGUGGGGAGCCUGGUGGCCACCUCGUCCAAGGACAAGAUGGUGCGACUGUGGAAGCCGUCCAUGAAAGGAGAGUCCACGGUGUUCAAGGCGCACACGGCCACCGUGCGCAGCGUCGCCUUCUCCAACGACGGCGAGAAGUUGGUGACGGCGUCCGACGACAAGACCGUGAAGGUGUGGAGCGUCAGCCGCCGAUGCUUUGUCUACUCGCUCAACCAGCACACCAACUGGGUGCGAUGUGCCAGAUUUUCUCCCGACGGACGCCUCAUCGUGUCCUGCGGGGACGACCGCAGCGUGCGACUCUGGGACACGUCCAGCAAACACUGCAUCAACUGCUUCACCGAUUACCGCGGAUCAGCCACUUUUGUGGACUUCAACUCCAGAGGCACCUGCAUCGCGGCCUCAGGGGCGGACAGCACACUAAGGAUCUGGGACAUCCGCACCAACAAGCUGAUCCAGCACUACCAAGUCCACAGUGCAAGCAUCAACAGCUUCUCCUUCCACCCGUCUGAUAACUACAUGAUCAGCGCCUCCAGCGAUGGAACCAUCAAGAUGCUGGACCUGUUGGAGGGACGCCUCAUCUACACCCUGCACGGACAUAAGGGCGCCGUGCUCACCGUCUGCUUUUCCACCGAGGGAGACCUCUUUGCUUCUGCCGGACUGGACGCCAAGGUGAUGUUGUGGAAGACCAACUUUGACACCAAGUCCUACAAUGAAGUCCUGCAGCAGCACAGCAGGAGGUCCGUGUCCUAUCCCCCGCCCCACCUGACCGACAUCCAGCCAAGGACCGCCCACCCUCACUCCACGUAUCCUUCUGACGUCCAGGUCGCUGCAUCUCUGGCAGACACACACACACCUGAGCCGCACAUCGUGGUGCUGCAGGAGGCCGAACGUCACCUGCAGCGUUACAACGCUGACCUCGCCCACUACGCUGUGGAGGAUGUGGACACCGUGGAGGAGGACACCAGCGAGGAGGAUCAGAAGACCAAACGGUCCAAAGGAGGAGAGGAUGAGAGAAGAAGACACCAAGACACACCUGGAGACACCUUACGUCCCUCACCCGUCCUCAACUCCAUCCUGCAACACAUUGUCCAACAGCUGGACGUCCUCACGCGGACAGUGUCGGUGCUGGAGGAUCGUAUCACCACGACGGAGGACAAGUUGCAAGAAUGUCUUCCAGGUGUGCUCCCCUCCCAUGUCGCGCUAGAAGGAGCUAGCGGUGGGACUGACGCGUUAGCGCAACCAACGGAAGGAGGAGCUAGCGGUGGGACGGACCACCCACUUGAGGAGCAGCUGACUUCAGGACAAGACUCAGGACAAGCAGUACAACAGACGCCCACUUAAGUGGACAUUUAAGGUACUCACAUGACAGGUUGGACACUGACGUCCUGGUGAUUCUGUUUUCUUGACAACAACAAACUGACGUCUUGGUGAUUCUGUUUUCUUGACAACAACAAACUGACGUCCUGGCGAUUCUGUUUUCUUGACAACAACAAACUGAACUCCUGGCGAUUCUGUUUUCACAACAACAACAAACUGACGUCCUGGCGAUUCUGUUUUCACAACAACAACAAACUGAAGUCCUGGCGAUUCUGUUUUCACAACAACAACAUACUGACGUCCUGGUGAUUCUGUUUUCACAACAACAACAAACUGACGUCCUGGCGAUUCUGUUUUCACAACAACAACAAACUGAAGUCCUGGCGAUUCUGUUUUCACAACAACAACAAACUGAAGUCCUGGCGAUUCUGUUUUCUUGACAACAACAAACUGAAGUCAUGGCGAUUCUGUUUUCUUGACAACAACAAAUUGAAGUCCUGGCGAUUCUGUUUUCACAACAACAACAAACUGACAUCCUGGCGAUUCUGUUUUCACAACAACAACAAACUGAAGUCCUGGCGAUUCUGUUUUCACAACAACAACAUACUGAUGUCCUGGUGAUUCUGUUUUCACAACAACAACAAACUGACGUCCUGGCGAUUCUGUUUUCUUGACAACAACAAACUGAAGUCCUGGUGAUUCUGUUUUCUUGACAACAACAAGCUGACGUGGUGAUUCUGUUUUCACGACAACAACAAACUGAAGUCCUGGUAAAUUCUGUUUUCUUGACAACAACAUAUUGACGUCCUGGCGAUUCUGUUUACUUGACAGGAUAGGAUAGGAUAGGAUAGGUCUUUAUUGUCAUUGCACAAGUACAACGAAACUUUGUUUUCAGCACGAACCCGUUCAAGAUUAGACAAACAAACAGUGUACAGGGUUACAGAACAGGAACACUGAUGGGUCGCCACAAGGCGAUGGGGAAAAAGGUAAAACGCUGGGGAAGGAUGAGUAAAAAAAUACAAUCUACACUGGGCUCCUAAGGGGGCCCAGUCUGGAGUGGGAAAAUACCUCCAUAGCAUAGCACAUAUACAUAUUACAACAUACAUCUCGAGAUAUCUAGCAACAGAGGGAAGGGAGUGCGGGGUCAUGGUGAUUGGCCGCAGCUCUCAGGCACUGACCAUCGUUUCAUCACCCCUAUGGGAUUUGCGCCGAGGGCGUUGGAUUGAGGUGGGGUGGGGUAUGUAUGUGUGUGGCGUAUAUUUUUGUGGAUGCAUGUUUGUGUGGAAGUCCAAAGUCAACAACAACAGGUGUGUGUCCAUGAGAGACAAGAAGGGAGUUUGUUGUGUCUUCGCCGCACUGUCCUUCGGGAGAGUUUCGAAGCCAGGGAAACAAUCCAAGUUAGAAUGUUUUGUAUGCGAGUGAAAAUAAAAUUUGCUUUUCACUCUAAAUUGUCUAUGACUGGUCCUCAAACCUGCGGGGUAGACAGUCCGAUGUGAUCCAAAAUCACAAGUGUCCACAGUUCUUCCCGCAACUUCCAAUUUGUCGACAAACCAGAGCAACACUUACUCCAAUCAGCAGAUGUCCUGUUGUCAUAAUUCCAAAUAGGUAGAUAUCUUCACGUCCUCCACAGAAAAGGGUCGCCAGGCACGCGGCACUCCUUCUUCUCCCGAGAGCCAGCAACAACCGCUCCGUCACGACAAGCAGGUUCCCCUAAACCCAAGAUCUUGUCAAUUUCGUUGAGGCCAGUUAAAUAGUUCCAAUGUUGAUUUGGAGAGCAGUGCAAAAAGAGGCAACAAAAAAGUUAAGACAAGGCAAAGAAGCAAGCAGGAGAGAUAAGGGAGAGGAAAGGGGAGCGUCCACCCUCAAUGAGUGCCAGAGAAAAGCAACAAACAACAACAACGAACUGACAUCCUGGUAAUUCUGUUUUCUUGACAACAACAAACUGAGGUCCUGGUGAUUCUGUUUUCUUGACAGCAACAAACAUGUCCUGGUGAUUCUGUUUUCACGACAACAACAAACUGACGUCAUGGUGAUGCGGUUUUCACAACAACAACAAACUGACGUCAUGGUGAUUCUGUUUUCUUAACAACAACAAACAGGUCCUUGACAACAACAAACUGAGGUCCCGGUGAUUCUGUUUUCACGACAACAACAAACUGAGGUCCUGGUGAUUCUGUUUUCUUGACAACAACAAACUGACGUUCUGGUGAUUCUGUUUUCACGACAACAACAAUCUGACGUCAUGGUGAUACUGUUUUCACGACAACAACAAACUGACGUCAUGGUGAUUCUGUUUUCACGACAACAACAAACUGACGUCAUGGUGAUUCUGUUUUCACGACAACAAUAAACUGACGUCAUGGUGAUACUGUUUUCACGACAACAACAAACUGACGUCAUGGUGAUUCUGUUUUCACAACAACAACAAACUGACGUCAUGGUGAUACUGUUUUCACGACAACAACAAACUGACGCCAUGAUGAUACUGUUUUCUUGACAACAACAAACUGACGUCAUGGUGAUUCUGUUUUCUUGACAACAACAAACUGACGUCAUGGUGAUUCUGUUUUCUUGACAACAAAAAACUGACGUCAUGGUGAUACUGUUUUCACGACGACAACAAACUGACGUCAUGGUGAUUCUGUUUUCACAACAACAACAAACUGACGUCAUGGUGAUACUGUUUUCACGACAACAACAAACUGACGCCAUGAUGAUACUGUUUUCUUGACAACAACAAACUGACGUCAUGGUGAUUCUGUUUUCUUGACAACAACAAACUGACGUCAUGGUGAUUCUGUUUUCUUGACAACAAAAAACUGCUGCCCAAACACGAUCACAGGAACUAACCGUAUAUAAUCAGUCUUUGUGUACAGCAAACGUAAGUUAUAAAAUAAAGAUCACUUUCAUCACACCAA
Molecule: messenger RNA, 4806 nt
Organism: Nerophis lumbriciformis (worm pipefish)
Lineage: Eukaryota; Metazoa; Chordata; Actinopteri; Syngnathiformes; Syngnathidae
Gene: poc1b
Product: POC1 centriolar protein B
Biological process (GO): cilium assembly
Cellular component (GO): ciliary basal body; centriole
Molecular function (GO): protein binding
Source: RefSeq, a predicted model, not a curated record